Molecule: messenger RNA, 1319 nt
Organism: Phascolarctos cinereus (koala)
Lineage: Eukaryota; Metazoa; Chordata; Mammalia; Diprotodontia; Phascolarctidae
Source: RefSeq, a predicted model, not a curated record
CGGGGCGGGGAGCGCGCUGGCCUUUCAGGAUUCCCCAGGUGUUGCUCGAGGGCAGUCCUCCGCUCGGGUUAGGGGACGUCCCUGCCCCCUGGCACGGCUGCAGAACGGCUCUGGUCGCCUAGGUGUCAGCAGCGAGCCCAGAUCGUCUACGUCCCUCUCCCGCUGCAGGGCUCUCCCGUUCAAUGGCCGCCGCUAUUGGCCAGCUAGCUGCUGGGGCCCGAGGGCCCAGCCGCUUCCUGCGCUGCGGGCGGGUUCUGCUCACCUCCGGCGACUGCAACCGGGGAGCGGCCGGGGCGAGGCAGCCUCAGCCCGAACAACAGCUCACCAUCUGCCGGCAGCUGGAUGGCAUCAGGACCAUUAUCUUGAAUAAUCCAAAGAAAAGAAAUGCUCUGUCAUUACGUAUGCUGAAAUCUCUCCAAAAUGACAUUCUCCACGAAGCUGAAAGCAAAGAUCUAAGAGUCAUUAUCAUUUCAGCUGAAGGGCCUGUAUUUUCCUCUGGCCAUGAUUUAAAGGAAUUAACUGAUGAGCAAAGCCAGGAUUACCAUGCGGAAGUAUUUCAGACAUGUGCUGAGGUCAUGAUGCUAAUCCAGAAACAUCCUGUCCCCAUCAUUGCCAAAGUGAAUGGUUUAGCCACUGCUGCAGGUUGUCAGCUGGUUGCAAGUUGUGACAUUGCCCUGGCAAGUGAAAAAUCUCAUUUUGCAACUCCUGGUGUGAACAUUGGACUUUUUUGCUCCACUCCAGCAGUUGCCCUGGGAAGAUCAGUUCCUAAAAAGGUCUUUUCCACAGGAUCCAGUGUACCACGGAAGAGAUCAGCAUUGAGCUCUUUGAAACAGGCUCAGAUCAUUGAGGUUGCCUUAGAAAUGCUGUUUACUGGGGAACCCAUCACAGCCCAGGAAGCGUUGCGUCAUGGGCUGCUCAGCAGAGUGGUUCCAGAAGAGAAGCUGGAGGAGGAGACCAUGAAAAUAGCCCAAAAGAUCUGUUCAUCGAGCCGGUCUGUGGUGGCAAUGGGCAAGGCUACCUUCUACAGGCAGCUGACCCAGGACCUGAAGGGCGCCUACCAUCUCGCCUCCCAUGCCAUGCUGGACAAUUUGGCCACUCAGGAUGGGCAGGAGGGAAUCACAGCCUUUAUCCAGAAACGCAAGCCUGUAUGGUCACACUCGUAGGCUACAGCCACUGGAAGUGUCAGGAAGAAAUGAAGCCAGCCCGGGAAAGCCCAUGAUACCUUUCGGGGGGAAAUUCUUUUCUUAUUAUCUGCAAUGUCUUAUAUGUAAGCUUAUGGGUUUGGUUUCAGGGCUGGAGCUUUAGAAGUUUUACCAUGG